AUGAUGGCCAACGCGGCCGUCGCCUCCGCCUCCCCGAGCACCCAGGACUCUACGCGAUUGCAGCCAACGACUGCCGCACCGGAGACGGUGUGGAUGCGGGAGACUCAUCGCCAGAUCACUCAACGCUUUGCUCUCGAUUCACCGUCGAACCCCUUCGCCGCCGAAACCUCCCACACCCUCUCGACCCGCGCGCCCAUCGUCACCGACCGUAUAUUCGCCGGCACCAUUACGCAUGUCCGCCGCCUGCCAACCCUCGCACGAGACCUCUUGACGCACUUUGAGCAAGAAGUCCUGCCUCUUCUUCCCACCUGGUUCGGCCACGAGUCCUUCGAACCCAUGCCAAGCGACUACUACGACUCGCCCAACUUCGGCUCGAACGAGUACGACGCGCAGGCGUGGUUGUCAGCCGUCGUCGAUCGGCUCGCGCAGUUUGCGGCAGGCGGCGUGCUUGGCCUGCGGAUUCGGCGAGGCAGUCAAUACAACACGCCGCAGCAAGGCGCCUCGGACAUUUCGCUGUUUCUCCACGGCGACCCCUACGUGGAGAUUCCCCAGGAGGUGAAGCUGACCCAGGCGUUGACGGAGGUGCUUAUGCAAGCGAUGCUCAACCGCCUCGUUCUGCCGCAAAUGUUCGACAUGGCGCAAGAUCUUCCGACGCUGUGGCAGCUGGAGGUGUACAGUAAAGCGCCCGCGCGCUCGUCCGCGAAGCGCAACGUUCUCUCCCCGCCCAGCGGCCUCGACCCGUACCCUCGUCGAAGACCGCAAGCAGCAAGCGCCCCCGUUCCGCGAACAAGUGGUCGGCCGACGAACCCGUCGCAAAAGGCGAAGGAAGCGGCCAUCUUGGAGGACUUCUCCGCCCUCUCCUUCAGCAGCACGGCCAAGCCCCUGCCUGCGGAGCGCGCCAAGCCUGGUCAAAGAGCGCCGAUCAGUAUCGCCAAGAAACCCCAACGGAAGCAGCCGGCCCUGCAUCAGUGGCAAGGCUGGGGCUUCCACGAGUCGACGACGACGCCGGUGCCUUGGGACGCCAUGGACGACGAGAUGCGAGCGAUCACGCUAUUCACACAGCAGCUCAGCGUGCAGCUCGCCGUGCUCAAACAGCGCAACCAAUCCUCCUUCCAACCCCUCGUCUUCGGUACUCCCGACCAUAACCUCCCGAUGUUCCGCUUCGGCACGAACCUCCUGGUUUGCGACAUGGAGAAGGACCUCGCUCUCGUCGCUCGAAUGAAGGCCGUCUUCCUCAUCUACCUUCGCGUCGGCCGGCACAGCAAGCUGUCCGACCGCUUGCUCAGCAAGCAUGCCGAUCAGGCGGAGUACCUGCAGUUCUUCAAGGAUCUCGAUGUCGCCACUUUUGUCCGCAACCUCCACAACGGCUCUUCGUCGGCCGGCGCACCAGCAGCAGGGCCUCCGCUGGCGACCGAUCCUUCCGUCGACCCGGCCGAUUCUUCUGCGACUGCCUGUGCAGACGACUCGUCUUCCGCGUCUUCCGCCUCAUCUGACGUGGACGAGUCCUUCGAGUCGGAAACGACCGCGCUCACGGCUCUCGACGGGAACGACGAGACAUUGCCGAAGUUUGUCGACCUGCUCGAGACGUCGCCCGACUCGUCAUCGCACGACCUUGCCGGAUCGCACGAGACGCCCCACGACUCGUCAUCGCGCUACCUCGCCGAGUCGCUCAAGACCUCGCACGACAUCUCCCGCAGCCUCGUCGAGGCGCCGCUAGAGCCUACGCCCGAUCUGCUGGCGAGCCUCGAGCGAGCCGCCAAACUCACCCUCGAGUCGGGUCUCGAUGACCUCGGCGCGUUCUCAGGCUGCUACAAGCGCUCGUCUAGCGAGAAUAUCGAGGGCGAUGGCACUGCGGCACUCUACCUAUCACAGCAUCUCGGCAGCGGAUGGGGCGGGGAUGUGUACGGCGACUCCACCGGCCGCUUCGCCGUCAAGGUCGUCGCGCCGCGCCAUGAAGAGUCUCUCGACGAGUAUCGUGACCGUCUGGACGAAGGGGCGCGGGAACAUCAGGCCCUCGUCACGUUGCGAGGCAGGAGGCUUCAGUACGCGCCCAUGUACAUCGGUCUCUUCGGCGGCGCGAUCGACGACAUCGUGGUCCUGCUCCUCAUCUUCGAGUUCAUUCCGGGCGUGGUGUUGCAGACCUGGGGCGACGUGGCUCGACACCGGAGCGUGUGCGUUGCCGCGGUUGAGGCUCUCCACAACGACCAGAUUGAGCAUGGCGACCUUCGACCAGCAAACUUCAUCGUGAAGCCGAACGGCGCGGUCAAGAUCAUCGAUUGGGCACGCUCGCGAGUUGACGCCAGGCCGGAUGAACUGGCUCUCGAACGCGAGCAGUUUCUCUACAACAUCAAUGCUGCCGACUGCAACGCCGUCUAA
Messenger RNA from Rhodotorula toruloides NP11, 2376 nucleotides. Its product is annotated as serine/threonine protein kinase. The transcript is spliced from 5 exons. Bases 1 to 2376 code for a protein of 791 amino acids. Gene Ontology annotation, molecular function: ATP binding; protein kinase activity. The record is from RefSeq and is a predicted model, not a curated record. Gene Ontology annotation, biological process: protein phosphorylation. Lineage: Eukaryota; Fungi; Basidiomycota; Microbotryomycetes; Sporidiobolales; Sporidiobolaceae.